AUGGAAGUUGACGACCCAAUCACUAUUCACGACCAUGAAGCGUUCGCUGCCAAGAACAUGCCUGAACUGGGGCAUGACGUUGAGGAUUUCGCUCACUGUACUUGGAGACUAACGAAGUGGAAAAGCCUGGAGAAGAGGCUUACCGGUCCGGAAUUUGAGUGCGGUGGUCAUCGAUGGCGCAUAUUGUUGUUUCCUGCUGGAAAUUCGAACGCUCCUCCAAACGAAUCGGUGUCAAUAUAUCUGGACUAUGCGGACCCAAAGUCAUCAAAUGACUGGCAUGCCUGUGCACAAUUUUCCCUCGUCAUGUCUAACAUUCACGAUCCCAGUCUCUACGUUGUCAGUCAUGCACACCAUCGAUUUGUCCCCGAAGAGUGUGACUGGGGUUUCACACGAUUCCACGAUCUUCGGAAACUCUACAUCAGUCAGGAAGGACACAAACGACCCGUCAUCGAGGAAGACAGCGCCGACGUCUCCGUUUUUGUCCGUGUGCUAAAAGAUCCUACGGGUGUUUUAUGGCAUAAUUUCGCUAAUUAUGAUUCGAAAAAAGAGACCGGAUAUGUUGGCCUGAAGAACCAGGGCGCAACAUGCUACAUGAAUUCUCUGUUACAAUCCCUUUACUGUACUCAUUACUUCCGAAAAGCUGUCUAUCAGAUCCCUACCGAAAGCGAUGUGCCUCAUGAGAGCGUCGCGCUGGCGCUGCAACGUGUCUUCUACCACUUGCAGACGUCUGAUCUCCCCGUUGGCACGACCGAGUUGACGAGAUCAUUCGGUUGGAAGUCUUUAGAUUCUUUUAUGCAGCAUGAUGUCCAGGAGUUUAAUCGAGUCCUCCAGGACAAAUUGGAAAUCAAGAUGAAGGAAACAGACGCUGAAGGUGCUAUCAACAAACUUUUUGUGGGGAAGAUGAAGAGCUACAUCAAGUGUGUUAACGUUGAGUUUGAGUCGGCGCGGACGGAAGAAUUUUAUGAUAUCCAGCUGAAUGUGAAAGGGAUGAAAAACCUUCAAGAGUCUUUCCGGGAUUAUGUUGCUGUCGAAACACUUGAAGGCGACAACAAGUAUCAAGCGGAAGGAUUCGGAUUACAGGAUGCCAAGAAAGGGGUCAUUUUCCAGUCAUUCCCCCCCGUGUUGCACCUCCAACUUAAGCGAUUCGAAUAUGAUAUCCAACGUGAUGCGAUGGUCAAGAUCAAUGACCGACAUGAAUUCCCUUUCGAGAUCGAUCUCGGCGAGUUUCUCGAUGAGAGUGCUGAUCGCACAGAGUCGUACAUAUACAAGCUACAUGGCGUCCUUGUGCACUCUGGCGAUUUGCAUGGCGGACACUACUUUGCGUUGAUUAAGCCAGAUCGGGACGCAAGGUGGCUGAAGUUUGACGAUGAUAGAGUUACCCCUGUCACGGAUAAGGAAGUUUUGGAGGAGAAUUAUGGCGGUGAAGCCCUGAACGGGGUGUUGCCCCAGGUUCAACAGCGGAACCAAGCACGAAAUGCUGUCAAACGGUUUACGAACGCGUACAUGUUGGUUUACGUCCGCGAAUCAGCUAUGGACUGGGUUUUGUCGCCUUUCACCGAAGCUGAUACACCACCGCACCUAAAGCAACGACUCGAUGAAGAGCGUGCUGCCCAGGAAGCCAAGAAACGGGAACGGGAUGAACAGCAUCUUUUCCUUACAGCUAAAGUCAUCACCGACGAAACAUUCCGUCGUCACCAAGGUUUUGAUCUCGCCUCGUUUGAUGACCGCGUGUGGCCGCCGUCAGAACUUCCUACAUUCCGAGUCCUGAAAACAGAGUCGUACCUUCAGUUCAAGUCUCGAGUAGCAGAGCAUUUCCACUUCCAGGAGAGUCAAAUUCGACUUUGGGUUCUGGUGAAUCGUCAAAACAAGACCGUGCGACCCGAUACUCCAAUACCUGAAAACGAACACGGGUUAAAUAUUGAGCUUGUUCGUAACAACAUGGCUGCACGGCAAGCGGACCUGAAACUAUACCUCGACGUUGUUGACGAUGAUUAUAGCGCCAAUAAGAGCCUGGACAGUAAUGCCGUGAUGAUCUUUCUGAAGCAUUUCAGUGUCAACGACCAGACACUAAAAGGCAUUGGGAAGGUUUAUGUGCAUCGAAAUAGCAAAGUGGGCGAUAUGGUGCCAACCAUCAAUGAGAUGAUGGGUUGGGCGGGUUCCACUCCCGUCAGGCUGUAUGAAGAAAUCAAACCAGGAAUGAUAGAGCUCAUGAAGCCCAAAAUGACUUUCGCGCAGAGUGAGAUCCAAGAUGGCGACAUACUUUGUUUCCAGGUCGAAAUACCGGAACGAGAGGUACACGACCUGGAGUCACAAGGGUUGUACCCAAGUCCGGUUCAAUAUUAUGAUUUCUUGCAGAACCGGGUCCUUGUCCACUUCAAACCGAGGUUCGAGGACCAAGAUAAGGAAGAAUUCAAUCUUGUGUUGAGUAGAAAAACGAACUAUGAUACGAUGUCAACUAAAGUAGCAGAACACCUCAACCACGAGCCCCUUAAACUCCGAUUCACCUCUUCGAACCCCAACGGGACCCCAAAAUCUAUCUUGAAAAGAUCGUUGAACCAAAUGAUAUCCGACGUUAUGGGACCCGUCAAUCACAAUUCCUCGCCAUCUGUAGUAAUCUUCUAUGAGCGCCUGGAGAUAAGUAUCAUAGAGCUUGAGACCAAACGAAGUCUCAAGAUCAUAUGGACUGGCAUUAACAACAAAGAAGAGGCCACAUUCCCAUUCCUCCUACCAAAGAACAACGUAGUUCACGAUCUCAUUGGCCAUAUUAACCGCCAGGUCACUCUUAAUCCUAGUGGUUCCAAUAAAAUUCGUGUAUUCGACAUCUCGAGGGAUGGACGGCGACAGAGAGAACUGACUGGGACAGAACUGUUAGGCACUCUCAGCGAUACUGAGUUCUAUGCGGAGGAAAUUCCAUUAGAUGAACUCGAGUCCAGGGACGCAGAAAAGAUCAUCGACGUCUUUCAUUUCACCAAGGAAACGUCAAGAACGCAUGGCGUCCCGUUUCGCUUUGUUCUUCGACAAAGUGAGAGGUUUUCGGACACGAAGAGGCGGCUUCAGGCACGCAUGGGUGUCAGUGACAGCACCAUAGCAAAGUACCGAUUUGCCUUGGUGCAAACGUCUCAUUUCAAGCAGCCGUCGUACAUUGCUGACGAGGACAUUGUGUAUGAUCACAAGUGGCUGCCUGACGAUGCGCUAGGUCUCGAUCACGUUGACAAGUCUGGCAGGGCAGGCCGAACUGGUGUCAAUGAGCGGGCUAUUGUCAUCAAAGGGUGA
Cantharellus anzutake is the source of this 3273-nucleotide messenger RNA. RefSeq names its product cysteine proteinase. NCBI's taxonomy places the organism in Eukaryota, Fungi, Basidiomycota, Agaricomycetes, Cantharellales, Hydnaceae. Gene Ontology annotation, cellular component: nucleus; cytosol. Gene Ontology annotation, biological process: protein deubiquitination; regulation of protein stability. The record is from RefSeq and is a predicted model, not a curated record. The transcript is spliced from 19 exons. The coding region runs from base 1 to 3273 and encodes 1090 amino acids. Gene Ontology annotation, molecular function: cysteine-type endopeptidase activity; protein binding; cysteine-type deubiquitinase activity.